GCCUCCGCCAAAGACUGGGACUUUACUCCAGCGGCUGCGGCGGCGGCAAACCAGUUAGAGCUCCAUCAGCUGCCGCAGGCGCCGCGCCCCGAGGCUGAGACGCGAUGAGCGGCAGAGUGGGUGACCUGAGUCCCAAACAGGAGGAGGCAUUGGCCAAGUUUCGUGAAAAUGUCCAGGACGUGCUGCCCACCCUGCCCAAUCCAGAUGACUACUUUCUCCUUCGAUGGCUCCGAGCCCGAAACUUUGACCUGCAGAAGUCAGAGGCCAUGCUCCGGAAGCAUGUGGAAUUCCGGAAACAAAAGGACAUUGACAACAUCAUCAGCUGGCAGCCACCAGAGGUGAUCCAACAGUAUCUGGCAGGCGGCAGGUGUGGCUACGACCUGGAUGGCUGCCCAGUCUGGUACGACAUCAUUGGGCCUCUGGAUGCCAAGGGUCUGCUAUUCUCCGCCUCCAAGCAGGACCUGCUCAGGACCAAGAUGAGAGACUGUGAGCUGCUUCUGCAGGAGUGUGCCAACCAGACCACAAAGCUGGGGAAGAAGAUCGAGACCAUCACCAUGAUUUACGACUGUGAGGGACUGGGCCUCAAGCACCUCUGGAAGCCAGCAGUGGAGGCCUAUGGAGAGUUUCUCUCCAUGUUCGAAGAAAAUUAUCCGGAAACACUAAAGCGUCUGUUUGUGGUUAAAGCCCCCAAGCUGUUUCCUGUGGCCUAUAACCUCAUCAAGCCCUUCCUAAGUGAGGACACUCGUAAGAAGAUUAUGGUCUUGGGGGCGAACUGGAAGGAGGUUUUACUCAAACAUGUCAGCCCUGAACAGUUGCCCGUGGAGUAUGGAGGCACUAUGACCGACCCUGAUGGAAACCCCAAGUGUAAAUCCAAGAUCAACUAUGGGGGUGACAUCCCCAAGCAGUAUUACGUGCGGGACCAGGUGAACCAGCAGUAUGAGCACAGCGUGCAGAUCUCCCGAGGCUCCUCCCACCAGGUGGAGUACGAGAUCCUUUUCCCGGGCUGUGUGCUCAGGUGGCAGUUUAUGUCGGAGGGAUCAGACGUGGGUUUUGGGAUUUUCCUGAAGACCAAGAUGGGGGAACGGCAGCGGGCAGGGGAGAUGACAGAGGUGCUGCCCAGCCAGAGGUACAAUUCCCACAUGGUUCCUGAGGACGGGACCCUCACCUGCAGUGAGCCAGGCAUCUAUGUCCUGCGGUUUGACAACACCUACAGCUUCAUCCAUGCCAAGAAAGUCAGUUUCACUGUGGAGGUCCUGCUUCCAGACAAAGCAGCAGAGGAGAAGAUGAACCAGCAGGGGGCGCCCGCCCCCAAAUAACAGCUCCUCCGGCAGCGGCAGGCCUGCCCCGCUCAGUUUCUUGUAGUAGUCACUUUUCCUACAAUCUAGUAGCCCGAAGAAACUGGGCUGGAGGGAAGACUUCAGACCGCACAGGAGACUCCCAAAGAGGACGAACAGCUAGAGUGGGUCCUUGUCACCAGACUGCUAAGGGGUCUCCAGAGACUGUCUGAAAUGUCUACCCUUGGAGACUUGCCAACUUCACCCGUCCAGCGACAGCUGAGACAGGGAGGGGAAGGGUACCCAGGAUGGCAGCAGGGAAGAAAUUAGAAAGAAGGGAAGAGAUUGGCAUGUCACACUCAGGGAAGCCAGCUGCUGGGGCGACACUUGCUCCGAAAUGAACAUGGAACAAACCUCCAUGAUCGUAAUGAUGGCUGCAAGGGAGCCGGCUGCUAAACACGUGAUGGGAAUCCAGAGCUCUUCCAAACUUUUUGUAAAAGGCUUGAGUAUCUUCUCCCGCCCCCCAAGUCUCAGGGGUGACCCAAAUCAGCACUGGAAGGCAAAUGGAGAGCUUCUCUCUUCCCUUGAGAACCUCACCGACUCCUGGGCCCCACUGGCUGCCAGGGGCCCGGAGUUUUGUGGGACUCGGGUACCUAGCCACUGUUGUCCAGUGGAAAAGUGAAACCUUCCAAAAGCACAAGGGUAAUUACCCUCAGGGAUCACAGAUCUGAAAGGGCCAAGGAGGCUGUGGGUGGGUCCUAAGCCUCUCACGAAGGAAGCCACUACCUGAGCAGCCCUACCCAAGAAUGAGAAGUGGGCACUUCCCAGUCUGAGGCUCCCACAGUGCCUGAGAACCAGUCUCCUGCCUGACCUGAGCGAGGGCUUGGCAGGCCCUUCUCUGGGGCGGCGUGUAAGGGCAGCAGUGGGUUCCUCUUGCCUGUGAACACAAGCACCCAGGGAGGGAGGCUGCCCGGGAAGGUGGCCACACGUCAGGCAAGCAUGUGAGCCAGGGGCGCGGGGCGGCCACAAGCGACCUUGCAAUAGCAGCUCUUGACCCUACACAACUUGCGAGCGAACGCCAGGUUACAGACCGCCCAGAAUGCCUGGAACGCGGCCCCAGGCCCUUGCGGGGACCCCCCUUCUCCUCGGAACGAGGCCCCGGCCCAGCCUGAGGACUCAUUCACUAAGCAGAGGGAGCACUGAGCAGGUGCAGCGCUCGCGACCGGAGAGCCGACGCUACCCAGGAUCUAGGCACAUAUCUCAGGCGCAUUUCCUGGCCUUGGUUUACAAUGCUGUUAGGUACAUUAACCAAUGAAUAAAACAAUUUUCAAAGCGAA
Peromyscus maniculatus bairdii (prairie deer mouse) is the source of this 2611-nucleotide messenger RNA. RefSeq names its product SEC14 like lipid binding 2 (gene Sec14l2). Lineage: Eukaryota; Metazoa; Chordata; Mammalia; Rodentia; Cricetidae. Gene Ontology annotation, cellular component: cytoplasm; cytosol. The record is from RefSeq and is a predicted model, not a curated record.